GAUAUAGAUCAGAUGGUGACUGAAUAGAAGCUGUCCCAGUGCUGGGUCCAUGAUGUAUGCACCAGUUGAAUUUUCAGAAGCUGAUUACCCACAAGUUGAAUAUCAAAGAAGACAGCAAUUUUGGGACCCUAUUAGGCUAGCGCUGUUCACAUUGGCAAUUGUAGUAAUCAUAGGCAUCGCAAUUGGUAUUGUUACUCAUUUUGUUGUUGAGGAUGAUAAAUCAUUUUAUUACAUUGCCUCUUUUCAAGUCACAAAUAUAAAAUACAAAGAAAAUUAUGGAAUGAGAACCUCAAGAGAGUUUACACAAAGGAGUCAUCAGAUUGAGAGGAUGAUGUCUAGGAUAUUUCAGCGUUCUUCUGGAGCAGGUCGGUUUAUCAAAUCUCAUGUUAUCCAAAUAAGUCCAGAUGAAAAUGGUGUGAACAUUCUUGUGGUGCUCAUGUUUCGAUACCCAUCUACUGGUAGUGCUGAACGAAUCAGGACAAAAAUUGAGAAUAUUUUAUAUCAAAGUCUAAAGACAAAACAGUUGCCUUUGACUAUAGACAAACCAUCAUUAACACUCACACCUAUCGACAGCAAAAAGAUGAGAAAUCUUCUCAACAGCCGCUGUGGAAUAAGGAUGACAUCUUCAAACAUGCCAUUACCAGCAUCUACUUCUACAGAAAGGAUUGUCCAAGGAAGGGAAACAGCUAUGGAAGGAGAGUGGCCAUGGCAGGCCAGCCUCCAGCUCAGAGAUGCUGGUCAUCAGUGUGGAGCCAGCCUCAUCAGUAACACGUGGCUGCUCACAGCAGCUCACUGCUUCCGCAAAAAUAAAGACCCAAGUCAAUGGAUUGCUACUUUUGGUACAACUAUAGCACCACCUGCAGUACAACGAAAUGUGGGGAAAAUUAUCCUUCAUGAAAAUUACCAUAGAGAAACAAAUGAAAAUGAUAUUGCUUUGGCUCAGCUCACUACUCGAGUUGAGUUUUCAAAUGUAGUCCAGAGAGUUUGCCUCCCAGAUGCAUCUAUGAAGUUGACACCUAAAACAAGUGUGUUUGUUACAGGGUUUGGAUCCAUUGUAGAUGAUGGACCUACACAAAAUAAACUUCGGCAAGCCAGGGUGGAAACCAUAAGCACUGAUGUAUGUAACAGAAAAGAUGUGUAUGAUGGCCUGAUAACUUCAGGAAUGUUAUGUGCAGGAUUCAUGGAAGGAAAAGUAGACGCAUGUAAAGGUGAUUCUGGUGGACCUCUGGUUUAUGAUAAUCAUGACAUCUGGUACCUUGUUGGUAUAGUAAGUUGGGGACAAUCAUGUGCUCUUCCCAAAAAACCUGGGGUCUACACGAGAGUGACUCAGUAUCGAGACUGGAUUGCUUCAAAGACUGGUAUCUAGUGAGAAUUGUUUAUGAAUUAUAUUUGUGGCACAUGGAGCUAAAAACUUCUACAUAUCGUAUAUUAUUUAUAUUCAUGUGGUUUGGAUCAGUGCUUUUGCUGGAUGUCAAGAAAUUCUUUAAACUCAGACCAAUCUAAUAUUUGAGGUGGCCUUUGUGACUAAACUCUCUUUCUACCCUGAGGGAAGAAGACACAGCAAAUGACAGGUAACACUGAUUCCUCAUUCACAAGGGAAACUGUUUGUGAUACUUAAUAAUAAAAUGAAUAUUUAUAAAUGGUUUUCCCCAAUGGAAGACGGGGAACAUCAUUUUCCACAGGAUAUGAAGAGCUUCCAGAGCUGCUGAAAAUCUUACCUCAUAUACUACCUGAAGCACUUGAGAUUCUUCUAGCAAAAAAUCAAACAAUAGUCUUCCCUGAGGAUUCAGGACUUCAAUAUUCUAGCACAAAUGACUGGACACAUUCAAUGACUAGAAUGGAGAAGCAUGAGAUUUGCAAUAUAACUUGAACUCUAACCUGGGUUUAUAAAUAAUAACGGAGCAUUAUUAUUAACCACAAGAAUUGCCAUUUAAAAGAUGUUUAAAUGUAUCUGAACUUGCAGUUAAUAUUGCUUUAAAUACACAAGCACUAGUUUCAGGAUGCACGUCGUAUUGUUAAUAGGCAUUUCUGACUUAUUCUGAACAGCAUC
This is a messenger RNA of Pteropus alecto (black flying fox), 2050 nucleotides long. RefSeq names its product transmembrane serine protease 11F (gene TMPRSS11F). NCBI's taxonomy places the organism in Eukaryota, Metazoa, Chordata, Mammalia, Chiroptera, Pteropodidae. Gene Ontology annotation, molecular function: serine-type endopeptidase activity. The record is from RefSeq and is a predicted model, not a curated record. Gene Ontology annotation, biological process: proteolysis. The transcript is spliced from 10 exons. Bases 50 to 1366 code for a protein of 438 amino acids. Gene Ontology annotation, cellular component: plasma membrane; extracellular region.